GGUACAUUUUGGUAGAUGUGACUGUGAUAAACUGAUAGAAGAAUAACAUAAAAUUCGGGAAAAUGGUUCUUAUGACAACCAUAGCGAGAGUGGCAGACGCGUUACCCCUAGCUGCAUCUAUGCAAGAAGAUGAAACGGCCGGGAGAAGUUUGAUGGAUUUCCAGACACAGUCUAAACAGUUAUUCAAGAAAAUAAUGUCAGAUCCUCAACCUCCAGCUAGAUGCAGUCUUGAGACAGGUCCAUACAUAUUCCACUACCUGAUUGAAAGAGGUGUAUGUUUUCUCAUAUUGUGUGAAAAGUCAUUUUCAAAAAGACUUGCAUUUUCCUACUUAGAGGAUUUACAAUCAGAGUUUAAUUCACAGUAUGGUAAAAAAGUAGAAACCGUUUCCAGACCUUACAGCUUUAUUGAAUUUGAUACAUACAUACAGAAAGCUAGAAAAUCCUACAUGGAUUCUAGAGCAAGGAAAAACCUGUCUUCUAUUAACACUGAAUUACAAGAUGUACACAGAAUCAUGGUCCAAAAUAUUGAUGAUGUUCUGGAUCGUGGAGAGAAAUUAUCAGAAUUGGAUUCUAAAGCAAGCAGUUUAUCAGAUAUGUCAAAGACCUACAGAAAAGAUGCCCAUAAUCUGAAUUUGCGAUCAUCCUAUGCUAAGAUAGGAGCAGUGCUAAUUAUAGUGAUUGUGUUCUUACUAUUCCUGAGGUAUUGGUGGUGGUGAGAACUGGAUAGUGCAAUCUGUAUGUUUAACGUGAACAUUCAUAGUUUCCUAGUAUUUCCUUUCUUCAAAGGCUAUGGGGAGGGUAAUUUUCAUCAGGUGCAAAGACUUUGUUCAUUUUAAUGUGUGGCUGUCUUUGAAAAAUAGGAUGUCAUACCGGCAAAACUUCCCAGACUUGUGGGAGGCUUCCUAUUUCAGCUACCUUGCCCAGUCUCUUGAUUGAAUUGAUAUUGAAAAUUGAGAAAUUUCCUGAUUUUCAGGAAAUCCCACUUGGCAGGUCACAAUUUCAUGUCUAGUCACAGGACUGGAGGUCCCUUGUCAUAAAUGACACUAAUUGAAGGACAGCUUAGCUGUCAAAGGGAUUUUUACCUACCAGUAAAGCCUCAGUGAUCUUUGUACUAUGUAAAUCUUGAAAUCACAGUUAAAGCCAAUCUAAGAAUUACUGUCAUGGUGUCUAUUUUAUGCCAUCUUUAAACAAGUUAUUUGACUAACUCAUUUGAACUUGGAACAUUUAUUAUUGACAAGACUGUCUGUACAAUAACAAAAUGAUAGGAAACAAGGUAAAAAGACAGAAGUGAUCAAACUAAUAUGAUGGUUGGUUCUACUUUGGGAUCUCUUGAUAUGAGGAACUGUUUAAUCAUUUCAUUAUGAAAUCAACAUCUAACAAAUUUCCUGUUAUAAUGCUUUUUUUAUUUAACUUCUGAUACAAUGUGUAUGAAUGUUGUGUAGAAUAUACAUGAAGAAAGACCUUUUGUUCCAAGCCUGCUAUUGCUUUAAGAUGAAAUCGUUGUCAGAUGCUUUGAAGCAUGUUUGUAAUCGUUGGUGUUUUGUUGAACUAAGAGUUUGACUCGUAAAACAUUUUAGCUUAGGUUAUGAGAAAUUUGUUGAUAAAUCAGAUAAGUUAUACAUAAUUUGAUUAUAUUUUCACACCACAAAAGUUAUUAUGACCCAUAAAGUGUGAUUUGUUUACAGUAUAGCAUGUGACAAAUAGUAUGCAUACAUCAUUGUCCAUUUUGUAUGAUACUUAGAUGGAUUGUAUGCUUGAAGAUAGAAGUUCCCAAACAAGCAUGUAUUCAAACAGGACUUAAUUUGUAUACUGAUACAAGGCAUACAUUUUGAAUAUGUAUUUUCUAGUUUGACUUUUAAGAAAUGUUUGUGUGAUGUUGCUUUUUAACUUUUCUGUCAUCAAAUCUCAUUUAAUUUACAUUUACAUUAUUGAUAAGAGUACAAGUAUUAUUCUGUAUAAACAAAUGCUUAUAUUGAAGGUAUGAGUGACACAGGUAACAUAGGGUUGUUAAUUUCCUAAAUUUAUUUACAAUGAAAGACUUAGAUUUGAAGUUGAAAAAUGAUGUAAUUGAGUCUGAAUAAGUCUCCAGCUGAUCAAAUCAAAUUGUACAUUUUGUUUUGCUUUUGUUUCUGAGCACAUUGACAAAGUAGUCAGUUACAUUCAGGUACAUGUGUGUUGUUAAUGAGGCUUGAAGUUUACUGACAAGUACAUAUGAUAAAUAUGUUUUUUAGAAAAUGAAUUGCCUUUUCCCUCCAAGAUAAUCACUGCCUUGAAUAAGAAAUUGUGGAAUCCACUCCUAUUGAUUUGUAAACAUUAUUGCCUGGUAUACUAGAUAAGGAUGUGAUAUGUAUUUCAAAUAAUUUCAGUAGAAAAAAACACAAUUUCAAGUCAAAGGAAGAUUUAAUUUUAGGUGCUGGUUGUUACGUUUGCUGGUACUCUGAUGAUUGUGUUCUGAUGUUUCCAGACCCUUUAAAUAAAUCUUUGGAUAUGAUUAUAAGCAUAAUAUUGUAUGUGAGAUACAUGUCAUUUAUACACUGCCCAUUGUUUCUGUAGACUAUAAUUACUGUUACUGACUGCUCAUGUCAUGUAUACCACUUUCUCCAACACAGCCAAAUACAUGUGAUUUAGGCCUGUUCAUUACAUAUUAGUAAUUACACAACAAAUAGAACAGACAUGGUUUAUGUGCAUGUAUAGGGUGGUCUGUAUAGCUACAAAAUUGUGAUCUGUAGAUAUGUUUACAGUUGCCCCAUCACAUAUUUGUUGUGAAUGAUGACCUUUCAUUUCACUCAUUAUUAUAACAAGGUGAAAAUCUUUUAUAUAUGAUUUGGUAAAAAAUGUUUGCUUGCAUCAAAAAUCUUAGCAUCUUGUCUUUGUCCUAAGUAUGAACAGUUCUACAUCUUUAAAUGCUAGACUUGUUACUAUAUACAGAAAGGGUCAGUCUACCGUUAGACUUAUGGUGGUCGAAAAUUAAAUAUUUUAUUCAAUUUUUAGAUUUUUCUCUUUUCUUUUCAAAUUUCAACUUUUCACAUGAUUGAUAUUUCUAAUAACAAUUAUAAGAUAUACCAUGAGUAAGUGUGUUUAUACUUGAUAUGAUUUCAGUUGGUAAUACAUAUAGCUGUAGAAAUGUAAAAUGACAUAGAAAAUAAGUAAUUCAUGGCCUUGUUGAGUGAUUCACUUGUCUUACCUUGGAAAAUACAUUUUAUAAACUGCCAGGCAUAUAUGUAUACAUGUAUGAUUGUGUAUGUGAAUGAAAUAUAUAUUUAUUGCAAACAAUAAAAAUACAUUAUAGAUA
This is a messenger RNA of Ylistrum balloti, 3292 nucleotides long. RefSeq names its product vesicle-trafficking protein SEC22b-like. The record is from RefSeq and is a predicted model, not a curated record. Gene Ontology annotation, cellular component: ER to Golgi transport vesicle membrane; Golgi membrane; endoplasmic reticulum-Golgi intermediate compartment. Gene Ontology annotation, molecular function: SNAP receptor activity. Gene Ontology annotation, biological process: endoplasmic reticulum to Golgi vesicle-mediated transport; vesicle fusion with Golgi apparatus; retrograde vesicle-mediated transport, Golgi to endoplasmic reticulum. NCBI's taxonomy places the organism in Eukaryota, Metazoa, Mollusca, Bivalvia, Pectinida, Pectinidae. Bases 63 to 716 code for a protein of 217 amino acids. The transcript is spliced from 5 exons.